Molecule: messenger RNA, 528 nt
Organism: Drosophila navojoa
Lineage: Eukaryota; Metazoa; Arthropoda; Insecta; Diptera; Drosophilidae
Source: RefSeq, a predicted model, not a curated record
GGCACUUUAGUUAAAUUAAAAUAAAUAUGUGUGCCAUUUUGUGCACUCGAAAACAGUGCAAUGCGUACGCUCUUGUACAAAACAGUUGACAGAUUUGACGGAUUUCAUGGAACUCAAGCAGCAUGUAGAACCGACGCGUGACGACAUCUUGGACCAGCUCCGAAAGCGCGAAUUGUACGUGCCGAAUGCGGAGUGCUUGGCAAUGGAACAGCUGCUGCAUAUCUACAACUCUUUCAUCAUACCGCAUCCGCAACGGGAGCGGCGUGAGCGACGGCGCACGCAGACUGAGACGCAGCCAAAGCCCGCCAAUCGAUGCGCGCCUGAGGAAUUUGAACAGCUGAUGAAGCGCUCCAAUGGUCCAGUGGUCUGCGUGGCCAGUGAGAAACGUCCCAUCGAACUAGCCACAGGAUCCCCUGGGCACCUGCUCAACUGCCCACGAAAGCGUAUCAAAAUUGAGCUGAAACAGUGACCUCACCCCUCCUCCAUUCUCGCAUGUGACUCAGUCGACGGCUUAUCAGUUGUGCUGCU